Messenger RNA from Lodderomyces jiufengensis, 402 nucleotides. RefSeq lists its product as uncharacterized. The coding region runs from base 1 to 402 and encodes 133 amino acids. The transcript has a single exon. Lineage: Eukaryota; Fungi; Ascomycota; Pichiomycetes; Serinales; Debaryomycetaceae. The record is from RefSeq and is a predicted model, not a curated record.
AUGUUUAAAAAAUCAAUUCAAUUGGGUUUACCAAGAAGAACAACUAUCAACACAAAUUUACAAUUUGUAAGAAGAAUUUCAGCAGAUAUUAAUAAUGGUCAAGCUGGUCAAAAAACUUGGCCAAAUAUAGAAAGUUUUGUAAAUACUUUCCGUAGAGAAGGUUAUAGUUUAAUUGGUUGGGGUGUAGCAUUAAGUGCAAUAUUAUUUUGGGGACCAUAUUUAACUGUUAAAGGUUCAAAAGCAGUAGAUCAUGUACCACAUGAUACUGGUGCUCAAGUUAAAUUAGAAAAAAUUGGAUUUAAUGAUUAUAAACCAGUAGUUGAUAUUCCACAAACUUAUGUCAAACCAGAUAAAGAUGUUGAUGAUGAAGCUGAAGACGUUGAUGUUGAAGAUGAAGAUUAA